Messenger RNA from Stegastes partitus (bicolor damselfish), 2283 nucleotides. It is a transcript of the gene bnip1b, whose product is annotated as BCL2 interacting protein 1b. The coding region runs from base 1 to 693 and encodes 230 amino acids. The transcript is spliced from 6 exons. Lineage: Eukaryota; Metazoa; Chordata; Actinopteri; Pomacentridae. The record is from RefSeq and is a predicted model, not a curated record. Gene Ontology annotation, molecular function: SNAP receptor activity. Gene Ontology annotation, biological process: retrograde vesicle-mediated transport, Golgi to endoplasmic reticulum. Gene Ontology annotation, cellular component: endoplasmic reticulum; SNARE complex.
AUGGCGUCUUCUGCGGAUGUUCACAUCCGAAUUUGCGGACAAGAAAUUAUAAAAUAUGAUCUUGAAAUCAAAGCUCUCAUCCAGGACAUCAGGGAUUGUCCUGGACCUCAGUCUGCUCUCAUGGAGCUCAACUCUCAGGUCAAACAGAAGUUCAACAAGCUGAGGCUCAGAAUACAGGAUCUGGAGCAGAUGGCUAAAGAGCAGGACAGAGAGUCAGACAGACUGGCCAUCCAGGCAGAGACUGAGAGCCAGCGACGGCAAAUGCUGAGUAACCAGACAGCGUGGAGGAAAUCUAACCUCGCUUGUAAACUUGCCAUAGACAGCAUGGAGAAGGAUGAGCUGCUGCGUAGUGGAGAAAACCAGAGCACCAGGCAGAGGAAGGCAACCAAAGAAAAUCUAGUGGAAACCAGCAGCAACAUCACAGAGAGUUUGAUGUCCAUCAGCAGGAUGAUGGCUGAACAGGUGAAGCAGAGUGAGGACACCAUCGGCUCACUGGCCACCUCCUCCAGGACGGUGCAGGAAACCAAUGAGGAGUUUAAAAACAUGACUGGAACCAUCCACCUGGGCAGGAAGCUGAUCCUCAAGUACAACCGUCGGGAGCUGACAGACAAGCUGCUCAUCUUCCUGGCUUUAGCCCUCUUCCUCGCUACUGUCCUUUACAUCCUCAAGAAGCGCCUCUUUCCCUUCAUCUAGCCGAGCAGCCAAACCUGCAGGAUCACUGCUUUUCCUCCAAGAUUCAAGAACUGACUUUCGCAAGUAGGAGGUAUGAAGGAGAAGCAGGGUCCACAUGGGGUGUUAGAAGCAGCAGUGAGACUGAGGCACGCAGAGGGGGUGUCAAGUGAAAACCUUUCACCAUGUAUGUACAGUAAUGCAAAAUGUGGGUUUAUAAAUCAGUUGGGAAGGUUGUGAUCGUUUUAAACAGGAAUCCUUUAACUGAACUGAAAGGAGCACAAAACUGGCAUUAGAGGGUUUCAAUGAACAGCAAAAAGUUUAAAGCCUCAGCAUGCUUCAAACAAAUGGGGUGUGCUGAUGGACACAUCUCCAGGCAGAAGUUUUUAUAUGCAUUGCAGAUGGUCACAUUUGAAGGAGGGAUGGAAACGCUGCUGUCAGUACGUCUUUGUGGCACUUGUAUUAAUUGGGAUAGGAGUUGACAGUUUCAGAAGAAGUAGCUGUAGAGCUCUUUGAGAGAAGCUCAGAUCGUAUUGUCUACUGCCUAUCGCUGUUGGAUUGUGGGUUCAGGAAAAGCACUUUGAAGCAGUCUGAGGCUUUAAUUCUUCAUGUGGCAUUCAGAACUAACCAGCAUCAAGGACACGGUAUGCAAUAAGCUCCACCAUGUUUACUUUUUGUCAAAGUAACGUGUUUGUGUGCAUGUUGAAAAGAGAAAGUGUGUGUGUAUGUAUGUCUGCUCUGGAUGGCUUAUUUUAAGAUGUUGUUGUUACAGUUGUUGAUGAGUUUACCUUGUGCCUUUCUUCCCUUCAGUCAGGCUGCAUCUGCACGUGUAUGUUUUCUUUUUAAAACACUUCUCCUUUAUUGAUGCGUCAUGCACAACACUACAGUAUUUUAGGAGACCUGAAACAGAGACUUUUGCAAACCAUUUUAGUUUGAGUCUUUGGGAAACAAUGAUGUAAACACUUAUGGUUUCUUGACCGUUUACAUAAAGAAAAACACAGAUACCAGCCUUGACAGCCAGUUGUUCAAUCAACACAGAUAGCGAAUUAGGCUACAGGUAUUUCUGACCGUGUUGUCAAUGCGGCCAAUUGUGGAGUUAAGAAAAUCUCUGGACUUAAUUUAUGCCAUUGCUGUUGUUUGUCGUAUGUUUACAACUGAGGUUAAAUUUUGAUACUGAAACUCUGGAUGAGGAUCGUUUUUCAUUUUUAAACACCACUUUAGAAUAAAAACAUAUUGGUGCAGAUGUAGCCUCUGACAUUCAGACUACUGAACCAGUAAUCUGACGAUUCUCUGAAGGGUGUCUUGCCAUGUUGAGUCAGACUGUGUGAAUGUUGAACAAAAAAGUCAGUUUUGAUGAAAACUGAAUGUUUCCAAAAUAUCAAGGGAUCCGUUGUUGUGCAGCAGAUGUGCCAGUAGAUGUCAAAAUACCCGACAUAUCACCAUGCGAGAUGCAACACUGUGAAUUUGUGUGAAUAAGUGUUUAACUGGACAGAAAUGACUUAAUGAACAAACAUCUCCAGCGACUUCAUUGUAGUUUAAUUAAUUUCAAUUAAAAUUGCUUACAACUGAGUUUUAAAGAUUCAUUUAAAUAAAAUAAAAUAAAAACUUACAAAA